AUGCACCCAACUGCUCAAUCAACUUUCAUCCCUGAUCUGGAUAUGAACCCACCACCGACCUGGUCAAAGCCGACCUCUGCCCUUGGACUCGCCAACCCCUUGCACCACCUCCCUCAAACCCAACAGGUCCGACAGCUUCAAGAACAGAUCCAACAACACCGUCGGCUUCAACAGCAGCAAUCCCAGUCCGGAUAUGGUCUUGGCGAACAUGUCAUGAGGAAGAAGCACAGUCAGGGCGGCAGCAAACCCAACAGUAACCAAGAUCGUUCAUUUCAACAAUCCUUUGGUGCAAGUGGAGGUAGCAGUACCACCCAUCAACAUAUCAACAUCAAGAACACCGAUGAUAUGAACAGUGACGACGACCUUGACAAGGAUGAUGACGACGAGGACGACGAUGACAACAUCGAGACAUCGGACGACCGUCAGCAUAGUAGUAGUGGCAUGCAAAGUCUCCAUCACCACCGCACUCUGUCCCACCCUCAAUUGACCCAAGGAUUCUCAAUCCCUAUCGGCUUUGCAGGCUUCACACCGUCAUCGCCCCUCUCGCCGUCGUCUCCUGGAUCGAUCGCUUCCGAAUCAGCGUCGAUGACUGCCUCGAUGCUUUCGCCCGGGCUCUUAUCCCCCACGAGCGGAAUUUACUCAUCCGGUGGAAGUCAUGCAAACCACAACCCUAACAGCGGCGGCAACAACAACAACGGUGGUGUCCACGGGAUCGAGUCUUCUCUAGCCUCGUUGGCUUCGCUGUCAGUGAUGUCGUCUUCGUCGUCGGUCAUGCCCAUGUCCAUGCCCACAUCGUCCCGCGGCCGGAACACAUUCUCGUCGCCGCAUCACAACUCUAGCCAAAUGGCGACCACACCGACCACGUCGUCCUUCCAGCCUCAAAGUUUGCCGGUCAUAUACCAGAACCAACCGUCGGCCUUUCACAGCAGUGACGGUGGUCACAAUAAUGCAGGAGGCUUUAUGCCGACAUCCUCGGCCGCCGCUCAGUCUCCUUCCUUCAGUGCCUUUUCUUCGGCCUUGAGUCAACACUUUCAACGCCAGCAACAACAGCAGCAGCAGCAACAACAGCAACAACAGCAGCAACAGCAACAGCAACAGAUGUCUUCGGCUGCCAUGUCGUCUUCUCUUCCUAGCCACUCUACCUUCAACCCCUUCCAACAAGCCCAACAUCAACACAACCCAUCCUCCCAGCAUCUUCAACAACAGCAGCAGCAGCAGCAACAACAACGACAGCAGCAGCAGCAACAGCAACAACAGCAAGAGCAACAACAACAACAGCAACAUCAGCAGAGAUCAAGGAGUAAGAGUCUGACCAUUCCAACACCUCGCAUCAUCCCACCAGCCCGAGUCCUGCCCCCACGCGCACCUCAAACCUCGGCUCCUCGCAAGUACCACGGCCGCCAGACUCGCAAGGUGCCGGUGGCUCCACCGGUACCCAAGGAGGUCGUUGACCCCACGCGCCGGGUGGCCCAUAUCAUCUCUGAACAGAAGCGUCGUGAGAAGAUCAAUGGUGGUUUUGAUGAGCUCAAAAGUGUCAUCCCAGAGUGUGCACAGAACACGGAUUCGAAGGCAACCAUUCUUAGAAAAGCGACGGACUACAUUUUACUGUUGGAGGAAGAGCUUCGAAAGUACACGGACAUGUAUCAAUUGGAAGCAGGAGAUCCAGAAUCGUCAUUGGAGGGCCAUGAGCGUGAACGUUAG
Messenger RNA from Linnemannia hyalina, 1701 nucleotides. Lineage: Eukaryota; Fungi; Mortierellomycota; Mortierellomycetes; Mortierellales; Mortierellaceae. The record is from the annotation of a GenBank genome assembly.